AUGAUUUUAAAACGUGUCAAGGAAGCUGAAUGUUAUUCAAUAUUAGCAGAUGAAACAAUGGAUAUAGCGGGAAUAAAACAAUUAUCAAUAUGUUUAAAAUAUGUGACUUAUGAAAACAACCAAACAGUUAUAAAAGAAGACUUUGUUGGCUUUAUUUCAUUGGAAAAAUUGGACUCAGAAAGUAUAACAAACAAAAUUAUUUCUAGUUUACAAGAAUGGGGUUUGGACCUAAAUAAAUUGGUAGGACAAGGAUAUGAUGGUGCUAGCACAAUGGCUGGACAUGUCGGUGGUGUACAAAAAAGAAUAAGAGACAAGUAUAAGAAAGCAGUUUUUGUCCAUUGUGCUAGUCAUAGAUUAAACUUGGUUUUAAACGAACUGAACUCAGUUCCAUGUGUUCGGAAUACAAUUGGUAUUAUUAAAGAAACUAUAAACUUUUUUAAAGAAAGUUCAUUGCGUCGAAUAGUUGCUCCAAGUCUUACGAAAUUGUGUGUUACUAGGUGGUCGGAGUCACAUAAGGCAUUAAGAAAAUAUUAUGAAAAUUUCCUGUUGAUAGUGGAAGCACUAGAGUAUCUCAAAGUAAAUGGGAAUAAAGAUACAUCAUUGAAAGCUACAUGUCAUUUAAAUUCUGUUACCACAUCUCAAUUUAUUGUGUGCCUUAGGAUAAUUGCUAAAUACUCUGCAACUAUAGAACCUAUAACUAAUUCUUUACAGGGAAUAAAUUGUGAUUUAUUUAGUGCAAAUAAACAUAUUAAAGACCUUAUUAAAUAUAUCAGUGAUGACAGAGCUAAUAACGAAGAAAUGUUUCUAAUUUUAAUGAAAGAUAUUAAUAUGUACUUAAAUGAACUUGGUAUUACAUUAAUGACUCCAAGAGUAUCCUCAAAACAAACUUUAAGAAAUAACCCCCCUUCGUCAGGUCCAGAAGAUUACUACAGAAAAUCUAUUUAUAUACCAUAUUUAGAUUCACUGAUCACAUCUUUAAAUGAAAGGUUCCCAGAGGAUAAUUCAAAAUAUGAGAUCAUUUCAGUUCAUCCUAAGUACUUAAAACAAACAAAAAAAGAAGAAUUUAUCAUACAACUCCAAAAUCUAAAAUCAUUUUAUGGAGAAUUCAUUGAGAAUAUUGAAGAAGAAGGCCUAGUAUGGUACAAUAUGUGGAAAGAAAAAAAUGAUGACAAUAUGGAUUUUCUGAAGUUAUUAGAUGAAGUCACAUUUCUACCUUCAAUAAAAAAAUGUCUUUUAAUAGCAGCUACACUUCCAUCUACUACAUGUAGCGUUGAAAGGUCUUUUAGCUCGCUUAAAAGACUUAAAACAUGGCUUCGUAGUACUGUUACUGAGAAUCGCUUAAAUGGCUUGGCAUUGAUGAAUAUCUACAAAACUUAUGUACAAGCUCAAAAAUCCAACAUUAUAGAGGAAACGAUAAAAUUAUUUGCCAUGGAGCCUAGGCGCAUGCAAUUUUUAUUUAAUGACAAUUAA
Metopolophium dirhodum (rose-grain aphid) is the source of this 1470-nucleotide messenger RNA. Its product is annotated as zinc finger MYM-type protein 1-like. The transcript is spliced from 2 exons. The coding region runs from base 1 to 1470 and encodes 489 amino acids. Gene Ontology annotation, molecular function: protein dimerization activity. The record is from RefSeq and is a predicted model, not a curated record. NCBI's taxonomy places the organism in Eukaryota, Metazoa, Arthropoda, Insecta, Hemiptera, Aphididae.